This is a messenger RNA of Xenopus laevis (African clawed frog), 3274 nucleotides long. It is a transcript of the gene cpsf2.S, whose product is annotated as cleavage and polyadenylation specific factor 2 S homeolog. Lineage: Eukaryota; Metazoa; Chordata; Amphibia; Anura; Pipidae. Gene Ontology annotation, biological process: mRNA 3'-end processing by stem-loop binding and cleavage. Gene Ontology annotation, cellular component: cytoplasm; nucleus; mRNA cleavage and polyadenylation specificity factor complex. The record is from RefSeq and is marked provisional. Gene Ontology annotation, molecular function: RNA binding.
CGGAGCUGUUUGUUGUUGGCAUAGUUAGUACUUCACAUUGGGUUACCGGAAGGGCUGAUGGGUUCGUAUGUAGGUGCGAAAGCGAGCUAGUGGACGUCUUAUCGGUGUGAAAGAUCUGUAACAUCUGCAAAAAUGACAUCCAUCAUUAAGCUGACUACCCUGGUCGGCGCCCAGGAGGAAUCUGCAGUUUGUUAUCUUCUUCAGGUUGAUGAAUUCCGGUUUCUCUUGGACUGUGGCUGGGAUGAGAAUUUCUCAAUGGAUAUCAUCGACUCUGUAAAAAAGUAUGUCCACCAGGUGGACGCUGUCCUCCUAUCACAUCCUGACCCAUUACACCUAGGUGCUCUGCCCUAUGCUGUUGGAAAGCUGGGGUUAAACUGUGCAAUAUAUGCUACUAUUCCAGUGUAUAAGAUGGGUCAGAUGUUUAUGUAUGACUUAUAUCAGUCUCGUCACAACACUGAGGACUUCAGUCUCUUCUCUCUUGAUGAUGUUGAUUGUGCAUUUGAUAAAAUCCAGCAAUUAAAAUAUAACCAAAUUGUGCAUUUGAAAGGAAAGGGUCAUGGUUUAUCAAUCACUCCUUUACCAGCUGGUCACAUGAUAGGUGGCACCAUAUGGAAAAUUGUGAAAGAUGGAGAGGAAGAAAUUGUGUAUGCAGUCGACUUCAAUCACAAGAGGGAGAUACAUUUGAAUGGCUGCUCCUUGGAAAUGAUCAACAGGCCAUCUCUACUUAUAACAGACAGUUUUAAUGCUACCUACGUGCAGCCAAGAAGAAAGCAGAGGGAUGAACAACUGCUAACAAAUGUAUUGGAAACUCUGCGAGGAGAUGGGAAUGUGCUUAUUGCUGUAGACACAGCAGGCAGAGUGCUUGAACUUGCGCAGCUUCUUGAUCAGAUUUGGAGGACCAAAGAUGCUGGGCUAGGUGUUUACUCUUUGGCUCUCCUGAAUAAUGUCAGCUAUAAUGUGGUGGAGUUCUCAAAAUCACAGGUGGAAUGGAUGAGUGAUAAGCUUAUGAGGUGUUUUGAAGACAAGAGAAACAACCCUUUUCAGUUUCGUCACCUCACCUUGUGUCAUGGCUAUUCUGACCUUGCUCGUGUCCCAAGUCCAAAAGUAGUUCUUGCAAGCCAGCCUGAUCUUGAAUGUGGAUUUUCAAGAGAGCUCUUCAUUCAGUGGUGUCAAGAUCCCAAAAACUCUGUUAUUCUCACCUACAGAACUACUCCAGGAACUCUUGCUCGCUUUCUAAUUGAUCACCCCUCAGAGCGAAUCAUUGACAUAGAGCUGAGAAAACGUGUAAAGCUUGAAGGGAAGGAGCUUGAAGAGUACGUGGAGAAGGAGAAACUGAAAAAAGAAGCUGCUAAAAAACUGGAGCAAUCCAAAGAGGCAGACCUGGAUUCUAGUGAUGAUAGCGAUGUGGAGGAGGAUAUUGAUCAGAUCACAUCCCACAAAGCCAAACAUGACCUGAUGAUGAAAAAUGAGGGCAGCAGAAAAGGCAGCUUCUUCAAACAGGCAAAGAAGUCUUAUCCUAUGUUCCCUGCACCAGAAGAGAGAAUUAAAUGGGACGAAUAUGGUGAAAUUAUAAAACCUGAGGAUUUCCUAGUACCUGAGUUGCAAGUAACAGAGGAUGAAAAGACUAAGCUAGAGUCGGGUUUGACAAAUGGAGACGAGCCAAUGGACCAAGACCUGUCUGAUGUUCCAACCAAAUGUGUUUCAACAACAGAAUCAAUGGAAAUCAAGGCAAGAGUAACAUAUAUUGACUACGAAGGACGUUCAGAUGGUGACUCCAUAAAAAAGAUCAUUAACCAAAUGAAGCCAAGACAGUUGAUUAUUGUGCACGGCCCUCCAGAUGCAACUCAGGAUCUUGCUGAGGCUUGUAGAGCAUUCGGAGGCAAAGAUAUCAAAGUUUAUACUCCAAAACUGCAUGAGACUGUAGAUGCAACAAGUGAAACACACAUUUACCAAGUAAGGCUGAAAGAUUCCUUGGUUAGCUCCCUUAAGUUUUGCAAAGCCAAAGACACAGAGUUGGCAUGGAUUGAUGGGGUACUGGAUAUGAGAGUAUCAAAAGUAGACACUGGGGUCAUAUUAGAAGAAGGGGAGUUAAAGGAUGAAGGUGAAGAUAUGGAAAUGCAAGUUGAUACUCAAGUUAUGGAUGCCAGCACAAUAGCCCAGCAAAAAGUCAUUAAAAGCCUGUUUGGAGAUGAUGACAAGGAGUUUUCAGAAGAAAGUGAGAUCAUCCCAACAUUGGAGCCAUUGCCCAGCAAUGAGGUCCCAGGACACCAGUCAGUUUUCAUGAAUGAACCACGACUCUCCGAUUUCAAGCAAGUUCUUUUGCGGGAAGGGAUUCAGGCUGAAUUUGUUGGUGGUGUGCUAGUGUGCAACAAUAUGGUAGCUGUCAGAAGGACGGAAACAGGUCGGAUUGGAUUAGAAGGAUGCCUUUGUGAGGACUUUUUUAAAAUAAGAGAACUUUUAUAUGAACAAUAUGCCAUUGUGUGAAGAAUGUUUGUUUACAGGGACAUGCCAUGUGAAAAUUGCUUCUGGACUUUUUUUUCUUUUAUAUAUUUUUUAACCUGGAAAAUGCAUAGAAAGCAAACAGUUUUUUCAAGCCUUACCGAGGAGCAUUUCUUCAUUAAGUUCUGAAAAGGCAUUUAUGAUCACUUUUCCUUCCUGGAGGAUCAAACUAGAUUAUUUAUUCUAGAGAUUCCAGUGCACUACCUUAACAAACAAUGCUGCCAUACUUCAAUCCUCAAAGGCCUUGUGUUGGUCUAACAGUGUAGAUUCUGCAAAUGGUAAGAUAGACAGAAACAAUUUUUGUUGGGCCUCUAUUUAACUGAAAAUACCAGGGCCUGGUUUGAGUCGGAGUACACACUUUGGGUAAAUAAGUACACGGGCACUUAAAUGUAAAGUCAAUUAAUGAUUAAGCCAGUUUUUCAUGUUUCUUUACUGUCACUUUAAAAUAAUAUUUGCUUAUUAGAGUUACUUAUAGGUUAUGUUGAUCGUUUUUUGCUGAUAGCUCCUAAACCUGACUGUCCCUUCUUAACUGGUCAGUUUCUAUUGUUAAUAGACUACUGCUGCACAAAUUUGCAUCCUCAUAGGGGAAUAUUGGGGUAAGAAAGGUAAUGUAAAAGCAUCAGGCAAAUACUUUUAUGGCAAAAUUAUAAAUAGCAUUGAAAGACAAUGUUAUGAUAGAUAUAAAAAAAUAUUUCCUGUUUUUUUUUUUUACAGUACAAUAUAAGGUAUUUUGUCUUUUGUGGCCGAAUAAACAAUACUUUGCUUUCUUACUUAA